AUGUCUUUCUCUUUCUUUCACCUAUUGUAUCUAUAUUACCAGAAAGUGGCCCAAGGUUUUUCAUUGAAAAAAAAACUUGAAGAAAAGCUACUUACCCUUUCUUCUAAAGGCAUAGAGUCAUACAAUGCUGCCCCAGGCAAAUAUGGUAGCAAAAUAAGCACAACUGCUAAAAAAGCACAAAAGAAAAUCUUUAUGCGAAUACUAUGUAUCCUUAGGGGCCAGAUAGAGUUAUUCUUUGCCAACAAAAAUGUCACAAUUUGCGGUUCGGCAAAAUCAAAAUGUCGUCUGCCACCAGGAAAUGUUGUGCCCCUAGGAUUAACGUAUAUCAAAAUUAAAGCACUUGAAGCCAACUUUGAAAUUUGGAGAAAGUCUGAUUUUGCUGAUGACUAUUGGACCAAGAGGCUCCGUAGCUCAACAGCAAGAAAAUCAGGAAGAAAAGCUGCUGAACACGUUCAUAAAGCCAUUAUAAAUGAAUAUGCACAGUUAGAUGAACACUUAGAGGGUGAGAGUGCCCUCUCAGACACCACUACUGAUGGAUCCGACUAUAUUGAAUCCGAACAGCAUUUUGUCUAUUGGUUGACGUUUGAUGAAUUAAAUGACAAAAGCCUUAAACGAUCAAGCUCAAAAUACGUGCUAAACAAAAAGCAAUCGACGUUCAAUCAAAGAUUGGGACUAUCAUCUAUUACAUUAAUCCCUGCUGAAGAAAUGUUUACUCUUAAGAGGCACAGCCUUAAUGACGAUUGUUACUUGAUGGUCAGGCAGUUUAAGAGAGCCGUGGAAAAGUCAAAGCUUAGUAUUCCUGCUGACUGGAGCCAAUCUUCUGAUAGCCUUAGGCCUCUUUUAUAUUGUGUAUUAACCUAUACAUUGAAUAUUAUCAACAUCGACCGAAAACACGAACAUACGAAGCAGGAUAUUGUCAGAACGCCAGAGCCCAACUUUAUCAACAAAUAUGUUGCUUAA
Molecule: messenger RNA, 960 nt
Organism: Phycomyces blakesleeanus NRRL 1555(-)
Lineage: Eukaryota; Fungi; Mucoromycota; Mucoromycetes; Mucorales; Phycomycetaceae
Exons: 3
Coding region: 1-960 (319 amino acids)
Source: RefSeq, a predicted model, not a curated record